Molecule: messenger RNA, 9983 nt
Organism: Mastomys coucha (southern multimammate mouse)
Lineage: Eukaryota; Metazoa; Chordata; Mammalia; Rodentia; Muridae
Gene: Ube3a
Product: ubiquitin protein ligase E3A
Exons: 14
Coding region: 764-3340 (858 amino acids)
Biological process (GO): ubiquitin-dependent protein catabolic process; protein polyubiquitination
Molecular function (GO): ubiquitin protein ligase activity
Source: RefSeq, a predicted model, not a curated record
GAGCCCUCGCCCGGCAGGGAGGCGCGCGCUGCUUGACGGGAUACUCGGUCCGCCUACCUAGUCAUCUCGUCCAGUGCUGCGUUCGCGAGAUCCGUGUUUCUCCCAAGAUGGUGGCCCUCCUCUCUGGGUGACUACAGGAGUCGACAGGGCCUUUCGUCUUUCCCCAGCCCCUCGCCGCCCCUCCUUGCUCGCUCGCGCACCGCCUCGUUACGCCUCUCUUCUGUCGACCGGUCGCGGACGGUGACGCCUCCUUCUGCUUCUUUUCGGAGUGGCUCGCCGCCCUCGCCCCCCACUGUGGACAGAUCGCGGCAGCAGCGGUUCAGCGCCGACUUCAAGGUUGCCCAGGCGCCCGGCCUCCCGGCCUCGGUUUCCUGAGGAGAAGCGCGGGUCCCGCAUGAGACCCGGCGGUGGCGCCAGCGAAAGGGAACGAGGCGGUGGCGGGCGGCGGCGGUGGACGAGGGCGACAAGGACCAGUGAGGCGGCUGCAGCUGCGAGGGCCGCAGCCCACGCGCGGGGGCGAGGACAGGUUAAAAAUCUGUAAGAGCCUGAUUUUAGAGUUCACCAGUUCCUCAGAAGUUUGGCGAAAUAUGAAUUAUUAAGCCUACGUUCAGAUCAAGUUAGCAGCUAGACUGGUGUGACAACCUGUUUUUAAUCAGUGACUCAAAGCUGUUAUCACCCUGAUGUCACCGAAUGGCCACAGCUUGUAAAAGAUCACCAGGAGAACCCCAGUCUGAGGACAUUGAAGCUAGCCGAAUAGAAUUCCAUGGGCUGCCAAGGUUUAUUCUGCAGAAGGAAGCGAGCAGCUGCAAAGCAUCUAAUAGAACGCUACUACCAUCAGUUAACUGAGGGCUGUGGAAAUGAGGCCUGCACGAAUGAGUUUUGUGCUUCCUGUCCAACUUUUCUUCGUAUGGAUAACAAUGCAGCAGCUAUUAAAGCCCUUGAGCUUUAUAAAAUUAAUGCAAAACUCUGUGAUCCUCAUCCCUCCAAGAAAGGAGCAAGCUCAGCUUACCUUGAGAACUCAAAAGGUGCAUCUAACAACUCAGAGAUAAAAAUGAACAAGAAGGAAGGAAAAGAUUUUAAAGAUGUGAAUUACCUAACUGAAGAGAUAGUAUAUGAAAUUUAUGAAUUAUGUAGAGAGAGUGAGGAUUACUCCCCUUUAAUUCGUGUAAUUGGAAGAAUAUUUUCUAGUGCUGAGGCACUGGUUCAGAGCUUUCGGAAAGUCAAACAACACACUAAGGAGGAAUUGAAAUCUCUUCAAGAAAAGGAUGAGGACAAGGAUGAAGAUGAAAAGGAAAAGGCCGCGUGUUCUGCUGCUGCUAUGGAAGAAGACUCAGAAGCAUCUUCUUCAAGGAUGGGUGAUAGCUCACAGGGAGACAACAAUGUACAAAAAUUAGGUCCUGAUGAUGUGACUGUGGAUAUUGAUGCUAUUAGAAGGGUCUACAGCAGUUUGCUCGCUAAUGAAAAAUUAGAAACUGCCUUCCUGAAUGCACUUGUAUAUCUGUCACCUAACGUGGAAUGUGAUUUGACAUAUCAUAAUGUGUAUACUCGAGAUCCUAAUUAUCUCAAUUUGUUCAUUAUUGUAAUGGAGAAUAGUAAUCUCCACAGCCCUGAAUAUCUGGAAAUGGCAUUGCCAUUAUUUUGCAAAGCUAUGUGUAAGCUACCCCUUGAAGCUCAAGGAAAACUGAUUAGGCUGUGGUCUAAAUACAGCGCUGACCAGAUUCGGAGAAUGAUGGAAACAUUUCAGCAACUUAUUACCUACAAAGUCAUAAGCAAUGAAUUUAAUAGCCGAAAUCUAGUGAAUGAUGAUGAUUCCAUUGUUGCUGCUUCAAAGUGUUUGAAAAUGGUUUACUAUGCAAAUGUAGUGGGAGGGGAUGUGGACACAAAUCAUAAUGAGGAAGAUGAUGAAGAGCCCAUACCUGAGUCCAGCGAAUUAACACUUCAGGAGCUUCUGGGAGAUGAAAGAAGAAAUAAGAAAGGUCCUCGAGUGGAUCCAUUAGAAACCGAACUUGGUGUUAAAACUCUAGACUGUCGAAAACCACUCAUCUCCUUUGAAGAAUUCAUUAAUGAACCACUGAAUGAUGUUCUAGAAAUGGACAAAGAUUAUACUUUUUUCAAAGUUGAAACAGAGAACAAAUUCUCUUUUAUGACCUGUCCCUUUAUACUGAAUGCUGUCACAAAGAAUCUGGGAUUAUAUUAUGACAAUAGAAUUCGCAUGUACAGUGAGAGAAGAAUCACUGUUCUUUACAGCCUAGUUCAAGGACAGCAGUUGAAUCCGUAUUUGAGACUCAAAGUCAGACGUGACCAUAUUAUAGAUGAUGCACUGGUCCGGCUAGAGAUGAUUGCUAUGGAAAAUCCUGCAGAUUUGAAGAAGCAGUUGUAUGUAGAAUUUGAAGGAGAACAAGGAGUAGAUGAGGGAGGCGUUUCCAAAGAAUUUUUUCAGUUGGUUGUGGAGGAAAUCUUUAAUCCAGAUAUUGGUAUGUUCACAUAUGAUGAAGCUACAAAAUUAUUUUGGUUUAAUCCAUCUUCUUUUGAAACUGAGGGUCAGUUUACUCUGAUUGGCAUAGUCCUGGGUCUGGCUAUUUACAAUAACUGUAUACUGGAUGUCCAUUUUCCCAUGGUUGUGUACAGGAAGCUAAUGGGGAAAAAAGGAACCUUUUGUGACUUGGGAGACUCUCACCCAGUUUUAUAUCAGAGCUUAAAGGAUUUAUUGGAAUAUGAAGGGAAUGUGGAAGAUGAUAUGAUGAUCACUUUCCAGAUAUCACAGACAGAUCUUUUUGGUAACCCAAUGAUGUAUGAUCUAAAAGAAAAUGGUGAUAAAAUUCCAAUUACAAAUGAAAACAGGAAGGAAUUUGUCAAUCUCUAUUCAGACUACAUUCUCAAUAAAUCUGUUGAAAAACAAUUCAAGGCGUUUCGUAGAGGUUUUCAUAUGGUGACUAAUGAAUCGCCCUUAAAAUACUUAUUCAGACCAGAAGAAAUUGAAUUGCUUAUAUGUGGAAGCCGGAAUCUAGAUUUCCAGGCACUAGAAGAAACUACAGAGUAUGACGGUGGCUAUACGAGAGAAUCUGUUGUGAUUAGGGAGUUCUGGGAAAUUGUUCAUUCGUUUACAGAUGAACAGAAAAGACUCUUCCUGCAGUUUACAACGGGCACAGACAGAGCACCUGUUGGAGGACUGGGAAAAUUAAAGAUGAUUAUAGCCAAAAAUGGCCCAGACACAGAAAGGUUACCUACAUCUCAUACUUGCUUUAAUGUCCUUUUACUUCCGGAAUAUUCAAGCAAAGAAAAACUUAAAGAGAGAUUGUUGAAGGCCAUCACAUAUGCCAAAGGAUUUGGCAUGCUGUAAACAAAACAAAAACAAAAAGAAAAGAAAAAGAAAAAAUUACAAAAAUAAAUAUAAGAGGGAUAAUUUGAUGGUAAUAAUGUCCCAGUACAAAAAGGCUGUAAGAUAGUGAACCACAGUAGUCAUCUAUGUCUGUGCCUCCCUUCUUCAUUGGGGACAUUGUGGGCUGGAACAGCAGAUUUCAGCUGCAUAUAUGAACAAAUCCUUUAUUAUUAUUAUAAUUAUUUUUUUGCGUGAAAGUGUUACAUAUUCUUUCACUUGUAUGUACAGAGAGGUUUUUCUGAAUAUUUAUUUUAAGGGUUAAAUCACUUUUGCUUGUGUUUAUUACUGCUUGAGGUUGAGCCUUUUUGAGUAUUUAAAAUAUAUAUACCAACGAAACUAUUCUCGCAAGGAAAAUAUUGCCACCAUUUGUAGAACAUGUAAUCUUCAAGUAUGUGCUAUUUUUUGUCCCUGUAUCUAAGUCAAAUCAGGAACUUUUUUUUUUCUAACAAUUUGCUUUUGAAACUUGAAGUCAAGGAAACAGUCUGGUGCAAGUACUGCUGUUCUAGCCCCCAAAGAGUUUUCUGUACAAAACUUUGAGAAUCAAUAAAGAUGGAAGGGAGAACUUGGAAUGUUUGAACCACAGCCCUCAGAACUUUAGUAACAGCACAACAAAUUAAAACAACUCAUGCCACAGUAUGUUGUCUUCAUGUGUCUUGCAAUGAACUGUUUCAGUAGCCAAUCCUCUUAGUAUAUGAAAGGACAGGGAUUUUUUGUUGUUGUUGUUGUUGUUGUUGUUGUUGUUGUUGUUUUUGUUGUUGUUUUUGUUUUUUAAGUUUACUGGGGAAAGUGCAUCUGGCCAAAUGAUAGGAAAGUAAAGCCUAUUAUAACAAAAUUAGGAAGUUUGUUGUAUAAAUAAGCAUGUAAAAGUGCACUUAAAAUGAAUCUUUAUUAUUACUGAGAUUUUAAAUAGACAAUCCAAAGUCUCCCCUUCUGUUGCCAUCAUCUUGUUUAAUCAACUAUUUUUCAAGGCACUCGAUCAGUGUUGCAGCAUAACAGAAAGUACAGCUACUGUGCCUUGUGUUACUUAUUUACACAGUAAACAGGCCUGGAAAUGAAUGGAACUAGUACUCCUAAGAAUUAAAUUGUAUAUCCCCCAAAUUAAAAUUUACUUCAAAGUGUUAAAGAUUUCAUGUCCUAUAUUAAAGUACAAAUAGGCUUAAAUUACUGGAUAUUUAAUGUAGUUUCCCAUCCCUAGUCUUCUAUGUCUGUGAUGUUAAUUUCUUUUGUUGCAUAACAAAAUAAAAGAAUUAUGUAUUUUUAACUAAGGAGAGACAUACUGGUAUAUCAUUUUAUUACAAGCUACAGGUAACCUGUUGAGCUUGUGCCUUGAUUGUUUUAACAACUAGUGCAAAUCAACCUGAUGUUUUAAAUUGGCAGAGGAUUAAUUGUAGCUUUCAAAUAAUUGGAUGGGGAAAUUAUGUCUAUAAGGGUUAUUUUCUUUCCUGUAGUAGUUGAGACAGAGCUGUUAUUUACUGUAAUGCUAAAUGAAACAGUGGCUUAAAUACUUUAAUGGGAAAAGAGAAAACAGUGCGUUCCGUAUUGUGACAAGGUAACGUGAGGUUUUUUUUGUUUUGUUUUGUUUUCUUUUUUUUCUGAGCUAGCCUUUAGAACACUGUUGUGGUAUGUAUGCUACCUUGAUUAUAGGACCCCCUAAAUGUGACUAUAGUCAUCUUAAAGGGCAUCUCGUCCACUGUGCUUCUUAUGUAUUAUGAAAAUGAUAAGAAGACAAAUUAAGUGGGUAUAUUUUAUAAAAUAAAUUCAUGAAGAGAUUUGUGUUCUUCAGUUUAUUGUCACUACAGUAUUGAAGUAGUUGUGAUACUAUAUCUGUGUGAAAGUUUUCAAAUGAUAAUAUAGAUUAUCAAACAGAAGUAACAUCAAUAUAUUUAAAAGGAAGUGAAAAAAAUAAACCUAAAAAAUUUUCAGAGGUAAAAAUACACUCUCACUUGCUUCCUAAUCAGUUUUUCUCAGCAUGUUAUCACAUUAAUAUGGCUGCCUUUUCAUCAUUGCUUUACUAGAUUAUCAUAGAACAGUACUUACGAGUUAAAAAAGUACCUUUUAGUAUCGUAGAACAUUUCAAACUUAUGACAUAAAAGCACAGCCUGCAGCCAAACUUUUCUGGAAACUUGGCAGCUGCAGCAAACAAAUUGAGUGUACAUAUCGUGGUCUAUAGUUAAUUGUGUGAUCAAAUUCAUUUGCAGUAGCCUUACCUUUAUUUGGAAAUACAUCCCUGUGUAGGAACGUAUAUAUCAAAAGAAACCUAUAAAUGAGGCUUCAGAGAACUUGUUCACAUUAACAUGUGACACAUGCAUCAACUAGGCAGCAUCACUCCCUGUUUCUGUAAGUAAGGUGGCUAUGCUGAAAUCAACCUCUUUUAAAGAAUUUUUAUCUCAAGAAUCCACAUAACCUAGAGAAAGAAGUGUUUUACUGAGGCUACUCUUUGUGACAUUCAUUCUUUAACUGCUUAUCCCAAGUCGUAUUUUUAUCCUUUCCACCCUUCCCAAGGCCCUCAGAAUAAAAUAAUAAUAAUAAUAAUAAUAAUAAUAAUAACAACAACAACAACUUCCAUUUGCUGCUUCUCUUAUCUUCUUUUACUCAGAGUGUAAAACAGUCCCUGGUGUUUGAUAGGGAAAAUGUUUACACAAUAUAGACAGGCCUUUUUUUUUCCUCUUCUACUUUCAAAUCAGAAAAUUGACUUUGGUAACAGUUAUAAGAAUAUUUGGGUGCAUAUAUGUACUGCAUUUCACUAUGUAAAGGCUGCUAAUCCAGGAAUAUCUCACCGAAAAUGUACUUGCAAUGAUACUAAUAGUCUCCAUUUGCCACAGUAAAGAACUCUUGUUUUUAACCCUUAAUAGCCUUGCAGAGUUGGGCUACAGCUUCCCUGAAAGGCUCACUUUUCCAUCCCAACUCAUAGACACCUUGUAUGGAUACUCUCCUGAUUGUACCUAGAAGUACUCCUCUGAACUUUCUGUUCAACCUCAAUAAUUCCCAAAGAUUUUUCCCUCGUCUCAUGUCUUGUGGGUCUUAUAUCUUAUUAAAUCAGACCUGUAUUUCCAGGACAUCAUCCUGGUACCUCAAAGUCAAUACAGUAUAAAACAGUACCGAUAAAAACAAAAUUCUUAAACUUGUAUCUCCUAACCACUUCUUGUUACUUCCUUGAAAACUGUCAAUUUUUAGGCCUGGUGAGGUGGCUUAGUGGGUAAAGGUGCUCACUAUAUAAGACUUGACAUACUCUGCCUAGACCCCAUGUGAACAUGGAAGGGAAGAGCAACUCCACAAAGUUGUCCUCUGACCUUUCCAUGUAUACCAUAGCUUUUGCUGUUCCCUACUCUCUCACAGUUUAUGUGCAUAUUUAUGCAUGUUGUCAGUUAUUGUCUCUCAAACUUAUUUAAUUGUACUUUAUUUCAGUCCCUAAUCCUUUGAUUUACUCAGGUUAUAUUCCUGACUCUGAACUACUACUAAUUCUUAUCAUUCUCAUAAAGCACAUUUCUUUUCUGGUUUGUACGAGUACUUCCCCUUUGAAUAAAUUGUACAGAUGGAUUUCUGCAUAAUUUGCUAGUACGUCCUGUUCACCAGCAUCCCUUAUAUCAUUACUCAAAAAUCCUUUACUUAGAUUUACUUUAUACAACUCACAUAUUCUUCCAGUUGGAAAUUUGAAAGUAUCACGCUCAUAAAGAAUUCUAUUAGUUACAGUGUGCCUUCAUAGUGUAAUAGCAGCCUACAUAUCCCUGGUCACAGCCUGGUGAAUCACAUUUUUUUGGAACAGUUGAGGAGGCCUUCAGAAGUGCGUUCCCUUUCUUCUUCCUGUAUUUUAGCUUUGAUAUUGUCCCAUUAUUACUUGUUUUAAAGCAUCUUUCUUGUAUGGAAUCAGAGUAAAUUCACAGUGGAAAUUACCUUGUACUGAUCUUUCUGUCUCUUAGGCAGUAGGCAAAUAAUCAUUAAUCAAGAAGUACACACAUAUAUUUCUUGAAUAGAUUUUCUGGAGUCACUGUAUCAUAUCAGCCCCAGGAAAAAGAAGUCAGUAAGUUGGAAAAGACUAAAUGGUUGAAAGCAAGACAGUUUUGUAACUAUAUCCUGUCUUCUGGUAUACUCUUGACCACCUUCUUCAUGCCACUCAUACUCUCCCAGCAGUCAUGGCAACUGAUACCUUAAGUCGUUCUGUUAUUACUAACUAGUCCCUCAAAUUUUCAUGGAGGAAUCCUCCAGAUGCUGUUCUCUGUAAAUAUAUGUGAGUCAUAUUUAACAUUUUCUUAUACUUUGCUGCUCAAAAUCCUGUAAAUUCUGACAAGAAUUUUCAAUGACUGCUAAAUAUCUGUGCACAUGGUCCUUCAUUUUCACAAAACAAAUCAAUCACUGUAACUUUUGAGAGGUUAUACACCUUACCAAAAGUCAUACAGGCAGGAAAAGUUAUGACAAAUGGUAAGGGUGAGCCCACAUGACCACCUAAAUUUUGUCAUCUUCCUUUUGCAAAAACAAACAAAUGACUAAUUUAAACAACAAAUUAAGAUUCUUAAGCUGACAUGCAUGGAACCUGGGAUCAUUAUCCUGAUUUUCCAUUAGCCAAAAAUACAUAGAAAAUGAUAGGAAAUGUAUCUGGAAUAUAGUACCCAUUGGUUGAGGUUGUAGCCUUCAGUCAAAUGACUCUGAAUUUUAUUUUUGGCACUGCCAUCCCCUUGACUUGGAUUAUACCCACUCCUACCUUAUCUCUGGUUGUGUGGUUUCAGUGAAAUUACCAUGCAGAUGGUAGAUAACAUCUUGGAAUACAUCCUGAGAGCAGUUCUCCCAACAUUUGCUUGUUAACUUGAAAAAAAAAAAAGCGAGCAAGUUUGGAAAUGUCCGUAAUAAAGACUUAUUUUCUAAAAGCUGACCUUAUAUCAUCCACCUUUAAAUGGAAGAGAUGUGUUUUCCCACAUCUUUUAGAUAUAAUUCACAUAGUAUAAAAAUUUGCCAUUUUAAAAUGUGUAAAAUUUGUGGUUAUAGUAUAUUCACAGAGUUGUGAAAUUGUCUUUAUAAAAUUCCAGAGCAUUUUCAUCGCUGUAAAAAGUUUUCUGUAUUCGUUAGGAGUGACUGCUUGUUCUUAGCCCCAGCCCCUGGCAACUACUCAUCUUCGUAUGCCUAUGAAUUUGCCUAUUUUGGUCAUUUUAUGUUAAUGGAGUCAUACAAUAUGUGGCCUUUUUGUCUGUUUUGCCAUCUUCUCCAAAGUGAUGAGUUCAAACUGCAUCCAUGUUGUAGCAUGGACUGGUACUGUUUCUUUUGUGGCUGAAUAUUGUCAUUGUAUUGAUAUACUGUAUUUUUUGCUUGUCCACUUGGUGUGCGUUCAUGUGUUCUUUCUGCUUUUUGCAUAUUAUGAAUACAACUAUGAACACUUUGUGUAGAUGUUUUCAUUUCUCUUAUGUCUUUUAAGCAUCUUAUGGUUUUAGUUCUUAAAUUUAGGUCUUUGAUCCAUUUUUGCAUGUGGUGCAUUGUAGGGAUCCAGGUUCAUUCUUAAAUAUGUGGAUAUCUAGUAGAACAAUACCUAAUUGUUAUAAAGAUGAAGAAUAAUUUCCUUAUAAGUGGGCUUGCUAUCCUUGUCAAAAACACAUACAAAUGACCAUAAAUAUGGCUAAGUUUUGAUUCUUGAGCUUUAUUCCAUUGUCCUAUGUGUUUCUCUUCAUAUGCCAGUACCAUGCUGUCUUAAUGAUUGUAGCUCUAUAGUAAGUUUUGAACUUAGGAUGUGUUAGUUCUCUAGCUUUGUUCUAUAUUAAGAUCAUUUUACCUAUUCUGGGUCCCUUGCAUUCCACAUGGAUUUUAGGAUCUAUUUGUUAAUUUCUACAUAAAAAGCACCUGUGAUUUUGAUAGUUUUUGUGUUGAAUCGAUGCAUCAGAUUGUCGUAUGUUGGUAUUUUAACAGUAUUAAAUUUUCUAAUCCAUAAACAUGAAGUGUCUUUCCAUUUAUUUAGGUCUGUAAUUUCUUUCAAUGCUGUUUUAUAGAUUUCAGUGUAUACAUCUUUGAUUUUUUUUUUGAGUUAAAUGUUUUUCACUUGAUGCUAUUACAACUUUUUUUUAAAAAAAUAUUUGUUUGGAUUACACAUUGCUACAUCUAGAAAGAAUUGAUUUUUGUAUAUUAAUCUUACAUACUGUAGCUAUUCUGAGCUGAAUCUGUUUUUAAUUUUUUUAAUACAAGAUUGUGCAUCUGUGAAUAUAAAUAUUGUUUCCUCUCCAAUCUGGGUUCUUUUUAUUUGAUUUCCCUGCCUAAGUGCCCUGGCUAGCACGUCCAAGUAUAAUAUUAAACAGAAGUGGCAAGAGUGUACAUCUUUUUCUUGUUUCUGAUUGUAGUGGGAAAGCAUUAGGUCUUUCACCAUUAAAUAUGAUGUUAGCUGUGGGAUUUUUAUAGAUGUUGCAAAUUGAGAAAUAUUCCAUCUAUUCCUACCUGAGUUUUUUUUUUUUAAUAAUAAAAAAAGAGUAUUGAAUUUUGUCAAAUGCUUCUGUAUCUAAUAAGGUUGUCAUGUAGUUUUUGUCCUUUAUUCUAUUGAUAUGUUGUAUUACAUUGAUGGAAUUUUGUAUUGAAAGAACCUUGCAUUCCUGGAAUAACCCUACUUGUCUAUGCUACAUAAACCAUUUUCUAUGCU